AACAUUGUCAAGUGUGGUUCGAUUUUGUAAUUUAAUUGAGAAUCUUUUUGGAUAAUUCGAUUUUUCAAGUACCAUAAACUGCCUUAGCAUGCCAAACUCUGGAAAAUACAAACGAACAAAUGAAGACAACAGCCCAGAACCAGAAUCUCAAGUGCCUUUUGAAGCAUUCAUUCGACCGCCAUUGAGAGCAAUUGACAAAUAUGCAGAAUCAAAGAUUUCAUGGCUUUCACAUCGAUACACAGUUGCUGUUAUGGCAUUUCUAGGAUUUGCUGUCAUUUAUGGAACUCGAUUUAAUUUGAUGAUGGCAAGAAUGUAUUUCGAUAAAAUUAAACCUGAAAACGAAACAAGACUUCACUGGAGCACAGCAAACAACCUUGAUUCCUUUUCACUUUUAAGUAAUCUUGUCGCACAACUUCCUGGUGGAUUGCUGGCUUAUAAAUUUCCAGCGAAUAAGGUUUUUGGAUUAGGAGUUGUCUGCUCAGCAGUGCUGAAUAUUCUCAUACCGAUGGUCACUGAACGUCAGAAAAUUUUGGUUACGUUUUACUUUUUGCAAGGAUUCGCUCAAGGUGUCACCAUUCCAGCUUUGUUUGGAAUUUGGAGAUUUUGGUCGCCUACUUUUGAGAGAAGUAAAUUAACUACAAUAGCAUUGAGUGGAAUGUAUGCUGGAAUGAUGUUAGGCACCAUCAUAUGUGAGCAUCUAUCAAACUCGAUUCAUCCGACAAUAAUGUUCAUUUUCUUUGGACUUCUCGGUAUUGUUUGGUAUGGAUUUUGGUAUUGGCUUGUACUCGAAAAGCCUCGAAAUCAUCCAACAAUAACAGAACAAGAGUUGAUGUACAUUGAGAAGUCACUGGGAGAAUCAGCAAAGCAUCAAGUGCCAUGCAUACCGUGGAUCAAAAUUAUGACGUCAUUACCUGUGUUUGCAAUUGUUAUUGCUACAUUUUGUCAAAAAUGGAGUUACUACACACUUGGAUACUAUCAAAGUAGAUUUUUAAGGCACACAUUUUCGUUUAAGAUUAAUGAGGACGGAUUAAUCGCUAUAUUGCCUUACAUUAUGAUGAUCAUAAUUUUACUACUCGGUGGAUUUUUAUCAGACUUGUUACGUCAAAAACGCAUCCUGUCUACAACAAAUGUUCGAAAAUUUUUCCUCUGUGUCAGCUUUAUAGUCCAAGGAGUGUGCUUGCUGUAUUUACCAAAUGUUCACACUGCGCCAAGAGCUUUGCUGUUGAUUUUGGGCUGCAAGGCAAUGAGUGGAUUUGCUGUGUCAGGUUUCAUUGUUAAUCAUUUGGAUAUAGCACCAAGAUACGCGAGCAUAAUUAUGGGAAUAUCAAACACUGUUGGAUUCGUAGCUGGAUUAGCUUGUCCAAUUCUUACAGACUUGAUGACAUUUGACCAAACUGACAAAGGUGUCUGGAGCACAGUGUUUUCAUCUGCUGGAGGUUUACUUAUAGCAGGAGCUGUUUUGUAUGUAAUAUUGUCAUCCGGACAGUUACAAUCAUGGGCUGAGCCAAAAAGAGAAGAACAAAAGGUCUUGAGCGAAAUUCCUGAAGAAAAUUCAUUAAGAAAUGACACCAAAGAAGUUUAAAGUGACAAGGAUUAGUUUGUUUUUGUGUAGACAUGCUUCAAAACAGCAUUUAAUACGUUUAUAAGAGACAAUAGUUAAUUAAAUAAUCUAGCUCGAAUCAAGCUCGAAUGAGACAAAGAAAAAAUCGUCGUCAAAAAGCCUUUAAGACUGCCUUAUG
Molecule: messenger RNA, 1739 nt
Organism: Chironomus riparius
Lineage: Eukaryota; Metazoa; Arthropoda; Insecta; Diptera; Chironomidae
Source: the annotation of a GenBank genome assembly